AGAGGGCGCUUCUUCACUGUUGUUCUCUAUUGGGCUGGUUGGCUGGCAACGGGUCACGUGAGUACAUUUCAAAAUGUCGGACACACAACUGGUUUUUGAAAUGUGGCGUUGACAAAUUGUUUCGCCACAGUUGCAGUAUUUUGAGAUUUGGUGAGUUCAUAGAGACAUCAGGAAGUAAGGAUCAGCUGAGCAGCGGGGUUCACACCGUUCCCUCACAGUGCUAUGGCCGUGACAAUGUCCGGUCACAUCAACCGCGACCCCUGCUCCGGUACGGGACUGUACGCCUACGACGAGCACAGACCGGUCCCCAAGGUCCGACCAGAGGCACAGAACUACUACGAGAGUGGCACCAAAGGCAGCGUGGGUCUGCUGUUUGAGCUGCAGGGAAUGUCCAUACGACCACGCUCCAAACCUCCACCCCGACCUGCGGACCAUAUUCGCGAGAAUGUGCGGCGGAUGCGCCAGGUGCAGCGGGAGAGCCGGCGGCGACAGGAAGAAUCCAACAAACCCAUGAAGCCGCUCUUCAAAUCCGCUAAGUGGGAAGGGGUGGAGUCAAAGGUCAAGAAAAAUCUGGAGAACCCGUGGCCAACACCCAGACCAGAGUCUCAGAACUUCCUCAGGUCUCACUCCCGACAGGGCCAGCCCAGACCACGCUCCGCCAGCCCCGGGAUCAGACCGAGGACCAUGUCAGCCGGGGCUGUCCGGCCGCAGUCUGCACGCGCCACGCCCUCCGCAGGGCAGAGUCGGCGCAGUCCGUCCCCCUGCACGGUCGAUGGUGGCAAGGAGAACGGGAGGAGGGGAGAGGGUCUUUCACUUGAGGUGACAGGUACAAAGACAGGCAGCCCCACUAGAGAAGGUGUUGACUUUGUCGCACACAAUGCUCGGAAGGCCUGGAAGGACUGUAACCGGCUGAAGCGGCCCCCCACACAGAUGGCCCUACAAGACUUAGAGGAGAGGAGAAAGAAAGAGAAUGACAUGUACAAGAGAGGAGAAGUACCCAAAUACCUAAGGAACAGACAAGAAGAGUGGAAGAAGGAAGAAGAGGAGAGAAUACGGAACACACCCGACCCCUCCAUGCCCCCGGGUCACACCAUGAUGCCUGAGGCGGAGAGGAAGGACACUCUCAAAAAACUCAAAGACUCUGAGCAGGACCUGUUGAAACAGAUGCGGGAGCUCCCCAUCGGCAGGAGUGACACGUUACGCAUCAAGCACGCCAAGGAGGAGCUAGAGAAGAAACUGUCUGAAAUCGACGAAGCCAUCAAAAUCUUUUCAAGGCCAAAAGUCUUUGUAAAAAUUGAUGACUAGCAGCCUUUAUCAGUUAAGCCAUUACAUGGCUUUUGUACAUAUUUUUUUUGGGGGGGGGGGGAAAGAUGUACAGUCAUCCAAUAUGUAUACAAUUUUUGGGAAAGGUUAGAUUUGUCCUGAAUUAUUUUGGGCUAGAAGUGCUUAAGGCAGCAUAUUUGUUUUGCAGUAUGAUUUGGGUCACAUGUAGUUGGUGUACAAGUAGGAUUAAUACAUUUUGUAUCUGCUGAGCAGUAAUAUAUUGUACAGUUUGUGCAGGGUAGAGCACAGGGUGUAGUAGUAAGAUCAGGUAGUUGACUUACAUGGAAAGUUUGGAUGUCACAAAUGCUUCAAAUCAGGACAAAACUAUUGAUCUAUUGAACAUUGUCAGUGCCAUUCAUGGUAGCAUUUCUUCAGUAAGAAGUUUGGAGAGGGUUUCGUUAAACAAUGAGUUGCCAACAAGGUUGGGACCUGAAAGAAUUAUAGAACAUUUAAUGGAACUUCAUGAGAAGAGGAACACAGAUAAGAUAAAAAGAGGGCCAAGUGACACAACCCAGAUGUGAUCAUUUCUUUACAUGUACAUACUAGAAACUGUAAAUACUGAAAGAUUUUAGGGGACUUUGGAAGUGUUCAGGGAGGGCAGUUCAAAACACACAGGACACACACACAAACACGUUUUUUUUUUCCAAAAUAGUAUAAUCACUGUUGUAACUUAUGCACAAUGUAAUGUUAGUUGUAAGGCCAGCACAUGUAUUUACACAUUUGUAGGAUACCAGUAGAACAAACAGCGCAGGGGUAGGUAAGUGUUAGUGAACUAUACAUUGCCGUCCAAUGCUAUGUCAUGGGUAACACAGCAUGAUAAAGGUUGACACAA
Molecule: messenger RNA, 2155 nt
Organism: Branchiostoma floridae (Florida lancelet)
Lineage: Eukaryota; Metazoa; Chordata; Leptocardii; Amphioxiformes; Branchiostomatidae
Product: enkurin domain-containing protein 1-like
Exons: 7
Coding region: 223-1305 (360 amino acids)
Cellular component (GO): cytoplasmic microtubule
Source: RefSeq, a predicted model, not a curated record